Molecule: messenger RNA, 5202 nt
Organism: Nicotiana attenuata
Lineage: Eukaryota; Viridiplantae; Streptophyta; Magnoliopsida; Solanales; Solanaceae
Product: dehydration-responsive element-binding protein 2D-like
Exons: 4
Coding region: 3315-3965 (216 amino acids)
Biological process (GO): positive regulation of DNA-templated transcription; response to stress
Cellular component (GO): nucleus
Molecular function (GO): transcription cis-regulatory region binding; DNA-binding transcription factor activity
Source: RefSeq, a predicted model, not a curated record
AGUUGUUUGCAAACAGAAACAUUUCUCGAAUUUCCACUACAUUAUGGUGAGUUUGUGCUUCUUAUAUCUUCUAAAAAAUUUUCUGACUUAGAAAAUAAUCGCUGCUUGUAAUUCGAAGUGAAAUUAUAUAUCUGUUCAUUCAAUUCAUUUUCCAUUUUUUCACCGUAUGUAGUGGGAGUUUCUUCAACGUGUAAUGGUGCACCGGAAAUUGGUUUAAUUUCCUAAUUUUUUUUUUACCGAUGGUUUAUAGAGUGAUUCUCUAAUUCCUUUUGGCGAUUGCAUUAGAAUUUUAUUAGUAAAGCAUAAAAAGAAUGCAAUUCAGUUAAAAAAAAAAUAGCCCCCUUUGUAAAAAUAAAGAGUAGCUUUUUUGAAUUAAAUAGAGCUGAAAUUUGGUCCCCCUUGUGGUGUUUUGCUUUGUGGGAUGUUACUAAUAUAUAUUUUUUUUUAAUUAUACAAAAGGUGAGGGGAGGGGAAAUUGGGGACGGAGAGGGGAUUACAAGGUGGGGAAUCGAGUCCUCCGCCAAUAAGGUGGAAGUUCAGUUGCCAAACAACUAAGCGCGUGUGUACUUUUUUACUAGUUGUUACUGUUUUGAUUGCGUGAGUGCACUUCUUAUUUUGUGGGAAAUAUGAAAUGAUUCUGGUCCAGUUUGGAGACAGUAUAUUGCUCCUUUCAAAGAUGAUGUUAUGGUACCAGCUAGUGCAGUGUUCAAUGUAAUUAAGAUUGUGAAGGUGGAGGAGUCGACAAGUUGGAUCCUUUCAUUGCUGCUCAAGCUUCAUUGCAAAGUCUUAACAUCUGUGGAGUCUUUGUGUAUCGAUAUUGCUGUAUUGUAGGUCCAUUGAGUUUCCUAGUGAUGAAUUGUGUGUGGACAUCUUGAGAGUGUUGAAAGCUGAUCUGCCUGUUCUGUAUAGCAGGUAAACUCCACACUUGAGCGCAAGUUAUUGUUGGCAGGAUUCUUGGACACACAGUUAUCUGGAGCUGGCCGCUCUUUUGUGCCAAAUCUUUUCAGCAUAUAGUUACAUGUUAUUUGGGGCCCCAGGUGAAGGUUUUCUGCAUUGACGUCCCCUGCGACUGUUUAUGUCAGAAGACAUGAAGAGGACUUACACCAUUACAAUGAUAGGCUGCCUUUUUAAGUCAUGAGCUGAUGUUACAUGGCCCUUCAUUAUGCUUGAUUUUGGAUGCAUUACUGAUUACCAGAGGCAAAAUCUGUCAGCCUAGUUUGUUACUUUUCAGAGCGUAUGCCACUUUUGUGUAUGCACUGUACAGCCGUUUCAUGCCGGUAAUUGCUGUUAUUUUAUAUGAAUUCUUCGUUUGCAGUGACAUCUGUAUAGAACUGAUUGAUAUGGGCGUGAGUACAUUAGAUGAACUCUUCAAAAUACACUAACAAUUAGCUAAAAGAAACUUGACUUACCCAUGCCGAAUACUUACAAACACCUGUAUUGACUCGUACAACAUAGAUUUGCAUUCUUUUGGAUCCGCACUCUAGCCAUUUCUUUCUGGAAAUUAGCCACCAUGUGCAAAAUUGUUGAGAGCCACACCUUUGACUCCUUUGUUUAGUUUAAUAUUAAAGUGCUUCCAGCUCUCCUGGGCAAGAAGCUGUGUGCUGCUAUCAAUUUCUCUAUUUACUGAAAAGAAACAGAAAAAAAAACAUGUAAUUUUGUGUUUCAGGAUAUCUCACCGAUCACAACUUAUAUAGUUGUAUUUACAUCUUUUCAUCAUGUAAGAUGAGCGCCUAAAAAUCGCAGAUCAAGAACCUUGUACAAUAUCAUUACUAUUUAUGUUGCUGGAGUUUAUUUUAAUGGAAGUCUGAAAUCAAUAUUUAUAAUUAAUUUCUUAUAGUUGUGAGUUGCCGCGAUGAUAACAUGAAUCGCCUGCUUUUACCUUUAUGCUAAAUAUAGUUGUUUUAUGUUUGAUCUAUGAGUUUGUGACAACUUUUGACUUCCCUUAUUUGUGGAAUUGGUUGCAUUACACAUUUCCUAUAGUACAGUCUUUUGUUAUUUUCCUUUCAAAAUUUCUUCUUAGAUUCUCGAGGCUAGAACAAAUGGAUUCAGAUAUUACAAAUGAUAUAAUUCGAUAAGAUGAUCUCCAUGACUCAAUGUGUUAGGAUUGUGAACCAAUCUCACAUUGAUAAUUGAACUUGAAGGGAAAAAGAAGUUUAGGUAUAGAGAUAUUCUUAAAUGGUAUCAGACCUGUUGUGAAAAAAUGUGUUGCCGGUCCAAGCGAAUAGUGUCACAGUUGUUAAGAGUGUCUUUGUGCUGGUAUGAGGUCCAAUAAACUGGUAUCAUAGCCAAUGGUCCACUGGAGCGAGCAUGAAGAUAUGGCAGAUGUGCGUACCCGGUUGUUUGGAACACUUGGACCCGUUGGAGAUGCGCAUGAGGAGAAGUCUGUGGGAUAUGGUAAGCACAAAACUUGACAAUGUGAGGUGGCACAUACUGAAUUUCCAGAUUAACCUGUCAGUUUUGGUGGUUGGCUAUGUGGUUCUAGGUUUGAGGAACCCUUCUAGUGAUGAUGGGACAAGCAGGAUUUAGUUCGAGGGAAGAUUUGACGGGAAUGCGAACAAUGUCUGUCACACCAUUUAAAAAUAUCCCUAUAUCUUAUAUAUAACUUCUUUUUCUUUUCUACUAUCAAUGUGAGACUUUAUUCGCAACUCAAUAUAUACUGUCAUUUCGCUUAUGAGAUUUCUCUUUUAGUGUUGGGAAGAGAGACGAUACACCCUUCUUCUCCCCUCACCCCCGGAUGGAUAGGUAUGAGAGCUUGUACUUAUUAGAGGGAAGCUUUGACAGUAGGACAUUAUUUUGUCGAAGUCACAAGAGUGUGAGUUAAUGUAGAUAAACUCUUUGGAAAAUGUACAACUACUACAGCUGUUCAAAACACCCAUCUUCUGUCUCACGCUCUUUAGUUCAUGCUUAUCAACAUUCAAUUUUUCCAGGACUGACGUCAGGAUUUAGUUCACCUUUCUUGUUUAAUACAUUCCAAAUUCCAUCCACUCAGAAUAAAAAGAAAGUAACGAAUUUGGAAGGUAGUAUAGGAAGUGGAAAAGUUAGAAAAGAAAAUUUCCUAAAACGGAAGAAAACCUAGAGAAGUAUUCUCAGCUGUAAAAUCCUGUCCGUUCCACCUUUGCAUGGGAACAAAAAGAAAAUGCAUGCAUAAGCAUCCAUGAUAAUUGCAACUACAAACAUGAUCAUUGAUUGCUUUUGACAAGUACUAGUGAACUUCCCAUGUACAUAGACACUUAGGAGUCUAUAAAUACUACCCCUAAACCAUAUUAAAACAACUCAAAACUCAUUUCUCUUCCAAAUCAGUCCCAUUUCCCCAAAUGUCACACUGUUCUGCAGAAAAGAAGACCAUGAAAAUCAGCCAAGCAACUUCCAGAAAAGGUUGCAUGCGAGGCAAAGGUGGCCCUGAAAAUGCUAGCUGCACCUACAAGGGCGUUCGGCAGCGUACAUGGGGAAAAUGGGUAGCAGAAAUCCGUGAACCCAACCGUGGCCCUCGCCUCUGGCUCGGUACUUUUGAGACUUCUCAUGAUGCUGCUAUGGCUUAUGAUGCUGUUGCACAUAAACUUUAUGGUGAUAAUGCCAAGCUCAAUUUUCCUCAUAUGAACACCAAAAGCCAAGCCCAAAAUUCAACUGGCUCUAGCAGCUCGACAUACAGUACUGGAGUUCCAGAGACUGUGAAAAUGGAGAAUGAAUCAUUGUUCUUCAACAAUGAUUUCGAAAGCAGCUGCUAUUCCGGGGGGCAAGCUUCAUUUCCAUUACCGGACAACAAAAAAGUUGAAGAGGAUAACAAUGAUGAAGGUGUAGGAGUUGGUGGAAUGUGGGAAGAUUUGAAUGUGAACUUGCCGGAGAUUGAUGACUCCUCCAUCUGGGCAGAGGCAAAAGCCACAACUUUGUUCCAGGCGGUGAAUGAACCAGGAAUGUUUUCUGGCAACUUAGGCGAUGGGAUUGAAUAUCCUCCUUGGUAUUCAUAAGCUUUAAAAAAUUCACGCAUAAAUGCAUUUGUACAUGUAUAGGUAUUAGCUAAGCUGUCAUUUAGUUGUGUACUGGAAACUUAAAGGUUUGCUAUCUAAGGUCCUUAGUGAUGUGAUCUUGUUUGGUGUGUUUGUAAGUAAAGGGAUGAAUAAAUGUUAGACUACUGUGUUAAGCAAAUUAAGAGAAAAAAGUAGAAAACAGAAGAAUAUUUAUAUAUGACUAGAUCUACAAUUUAGUAGUUUGCCCGUGUCUUCUUACUCUCCUUUUCUUGGAUCUUUUUAGCUCAUGCACAAGCUAUGCUCUUUCUUAAGAGAAACUAUCUUAAAUAACCUACAUUUGUGCUAAGAAAGUUAACAGUGCUCUAAACAUUGGUGUUUAUAUCAGCACUGUUGCUAAAUUAUAUGUCUGACUAAGAUCAGUGUUGCUCAAGUAUAUCGAUGUGCAUUGUAUUAUGACCUCUGUUUGUGUAACUUCAUUGGUUUUGGCUAAGACCAGUGUUUCUUUUCUCUCUUUUUAAAUAGGUUGGGGAUGAGAGAGGGCUUAUGAAUUAUCACAUUGAUUAUGUAGUAUAUACUCUGUUUCAUUUUUUCUGUCUUUGCUAGAAAUGUCUUCUGUAAAUAUGACUGAUUACUCCUUGUCAAUAUGGUAUCAAAGUCUUAACCUUUCUCCUUUUGCUUUUAAACUAUUGAUUCCUCAUUUGUCAUCAACUUCUAUUUCUUGCGCAAUUCUCUUUUUGCUUUUAAACUAUUGAUUCCUUAUUUGUCAUCAGUUUCUCCUAUUUCUUGUGCAAUUGUUUUUUAUAUUUUUGAUUGACAGUUGAGAUAUCUUAUUUUCUUGUUGUUGCUACUGUUUGAGCCGAGGGUCUAUCGGAAGCAUCGUCUAUACGUUCACAAGGUAGGGGUAAGGCCUGCAUAUACAUUACCCUCUCCAGACUUCAACUGGGUUUAUUGUUGUUGUUGAUUGACAGUUCAGACAAACUCUACCGACCUAAUCGGAGAGGUGUUUAAGGCAAUCGAUCUAAUAGUUCAUCAUUAUGAAUGUUGAAGGACUAGGAAGAAUAUUUAGCUUUGGAAGAGGGUAGGGAAGAAAGAAUGAUGUAUUAUGGUUUUUGCCUUAUUAAACCUGGCAGUAUAUUGAGCAUGAAUCCAUGAUUGUGAGAUGCCUUCACUCUUACUCUUUUUCCUUUUAAACUUUGAUUCCUGAUUUACUACAUUAUCUGACUAUCAUUUUCUCCUA